CAGUGUGAAGGCUUCGGAUAUGGCUUCAAGAUUAGAAAUCAAUUUUGUGAGAUUAUUGUCUCGCUGUGAGUCUAUAGCAUCAGAGAAACGAGGGGAAGCAGAAUGGAGAUUAGAGAAGUAUGUUGGUGCUCUGGAGGAGAUGUUGGUUGCCCUAAGGAAAAGCCCAAGCAAACCUACACCAGAAGUCCUGACUGAAUACACAAGAAAAGUCGAUUUUUUGAAAGGACUUUUAGAGGCUGAAAAACUGUCUUCACCUACAGAAAAGGCCUUAGCUAAUCAAUUCCUUGCCCCUGGGCGAACACCCACCAUAGCCAAUGAGAGGAUGCCUGCCACUAAAACUGUCCACAUGCAGACAAAGGCUCGAUGUACAGGAGAGAUGAGGGAUGAGCUGCUUGGCACAGGAAUAGCUGGCAAAGGCACAUCAGAGACAGAGCUGAGAAACCGAAGAGGUUUUCCUCUGGAUGAGCGUCAGUCUGCUGCAGAGCUGGAGGCCGUCUUGCAACACCACCACAACCUACAGGAGAAACUGGCAGAUGAUAUGCUCAAUUUGGCCAGAAAUUUGAAGAACAACACUCUAGCAGCACAGAACAUCAUCAAACAGGACAACCAGACUCUGAGCCAGUCCAUGCGGCAGGCAGACUUGAACUUUGAGAAGCUGAAGACGGAGUCUGAACGGUUGGAGCAGCAUGCCAAGAAGUCCGUAAACUGGCUGCUGUGGCUCAUGCUCAUCCUGGUCUCCUUCACCUUCAUCAGCAUGAUCCUCUUCAUCAGAAUCUUCCCCAGACUCCGAUGAUGACCGUCUGAUAUUCUGAACUUUUAGUCUCCUCGUCCUCCUGUGACUACAAAGGCCUCAUAGAUCCACAGAUCAGUAGUAAAUGAAACCAAAACAAUGAGUUUGAUUUACUGAAACAGUUGCACUUUUGAAGCUGAAGUUCUUCCUCUAGACAGGACGGUUUAAAAUGGGGUUUGAAACAUCAGUAUUCCUUUUUUUAAACAAGACAGAAGUUGAAUGAAGGUAAAGACCUUGAUUUUUUUUUUUUUUUUUUUUGGUGGCCUUUGGUAGCAACAAAAUCGUCUUAAUUGCUAGACAGCAGUGACUGAGCCUUAAUUAUUCGUAUUCCUCAUCAGGUAGGCUACAAGCCAUACAAUAAAUGUCAAACAUGAUGAUCUUUUGUUAGACAAUGUUCCCACCUAUCUUCUACCCCAGUUCAUGAACAGUUCAUCAUCUAAUACAGAUUAUAUAACCUAUAAAUCAAAACUAUAUCUGGCUUAAAAUGUCAACCAAAAUUAUAAAUAGAAGGAUGCACUAAAUGUUUGCAUUGUUUUGUAACACUUACAUCUGCUAUUUAGCACCUAUUUACAUUAUAAAUGUGUAUAAAACUACACUUUAAUGUAGUUAAGAAACCAUAUGGAUAAUUUUAUGUGUUCAUUAAUGUAAAGACAGAAAUUUAAGUUCUCCUUUGAAGGCAUGUUUAUAUCAUUUCCGAUGAGUGUACGAUGGUUUCAUUUACUAUCUGUGUAUACCACAAUCUCCACUUUUUACUGCCUCAAUUAGGAGCUUAAAUGAUCUAAAAUGCAUUAAUGAACAGUGAAAAGGUUUUUCUUUAAUCUAAUUGUAAAACACUGGCAUUUAUGAAAGGUUUAUAAAGUUUUUUGCAGUGCGAAGUAAUGGAGUUAACACAUAGUUUUAAUGAAAGGAAAUGCACAAAAUAUUCCAAAACAUACAAGCAUCAGACAAUUUACAGUUACACCUUUAACCCUGGUUGAUUAUGUUAGGAGGUCAUCACGCCUUCAGUCCUGUUCUUUGUCAGUUUGUGGCUGAUUCAUGUGAUGAUAUUUUUGAUGAUUUUGUGACUGCUGCGGCUGCUCAUAUUGACAACAUUAAAUGACUGUAACUUCAUACAACCAUUGCCAUAUUAUUUUGAGAGAAGCAGUUGUGUCUGUAAAGUUACAAUAAAGUUGAGAAAAUAUGAAGUUGAGAA
Cheilinus undulatus (humphead wrasse) is the source of this 1982-nucleotide messenger RNA. It is a transcript of the gene use1, whose product is annotated as unconventional SNARE in the ER 1 homolog (S. cerevisiae). Gene Ontology annotation, cellular component: SNARE complex; endoplasmic reticulum. NCBI's taxonomy places the organism in Eukaryota, Metazoa, Chordata, Actinopteri, Labriformes, Labridae. Bases 20 to 793 code for a protein of 257 amino acids. Gene Ontology annotation, biological process: retrograde vesicle-mediated transport, Golgi to endoplasmic reticulum. The record is from RefSeq and is a predicted model, not a curated record. The transcript is spliced from 8 exons. Gene Ontology annotation, molecular function: SNAP receptor activity.